Felis catus (domestic cat) is the source of this 3064-nucleotide messenger RNA. It is a transcript of the gene NR1I2, whose product is annotated as nuclear receptor subfamily 1 group I member 2. Lineage: Eukaryota; Metazoa; Chordata; Mammalia; Carnivora; Felidae. The coding region runs from base 293 to 1555 and encodes 420 amino acids. The record is from RefSeq and is a predicted model, not a curated record. Gene Ontology annotation, biological process: negative regulation of transcription by RNA polymerase II; cell differentiation; positive regulation of transcription by RNA polymerase II. Gene Ontology annotation, molecular function: RNA polymerase II cis-regulatory region sequence-specific DNA binding; zinc ion binding; nuclear receptor activity. The transcript has 10 exons.
CAUUCAGAGUCUACGUCUGACCUGGACUGAAAUGUAGGUGAGAGACAAGAUUGGCUCACAUCCUAGGAAAUAACCCAUAACUAGGGAAGAGGAAGCACUGCCUUACCUUCAACAGGAGCCACAGCCUCUGCCCAGGCAAAUUGUGCUCUACUGCGAAAAGCAUAAUUUUAAGUUAUUCAAAGUGGAUCCCAAAGGAGAAGUCACAGCAAAGAAGUUGCCACCAAGCAGCCCAAGAGGCCCGGCAGCCAACCUGGAGGAGAGACCUGGAGAAAGCUGGAAACAUGCUGCCCUUAUGCACUGCGAAGCCGCAGAUUCAGCUCCUGGGAAGCCUGCCGUCAGCACACUUGAGGGAGAUGGGGGUCCCCAAAUCUGCCGUGUAUGCGGGGACAAGGCUACUGGCUACCACUUCAAUGUCAUGACAUGUGAAGGAUGCAAGGGCUUUUUCAGGAGAGCCAUGAAACGCAACACCCGGCUGAGGUGCCCCUUUCGGAAGGGCGCCUGCGAGAUCACCCAGAAGACCCGGAGACAAUGCCAGGCCUGCCGCCUCCGCAAGUGCCUGGAGAGCGGCAUGAAGAAGGAGAUGAUCAUGUCGGACGCGGCUGUGGAGCAGAGGCGGGCCUUGAUCAGGAGGAAGAAGAGAGAACGGAUGGGCACUCAGCCCCUGGAAGCCAAGAGUCUGACUGAGGAACAGCAGACAAUGAUCAGAGAGCUGAUGGAUGCUCAGACGAAAACCUUUGACACCACCUUCUCCCACUUCAAGGAUUUCCGGCUGCCAGAAGUGCUCAGCAGCGGUCCUGGGAUUCCGGAAUCUCUGCAGACUCUAUCGGGGGAAGACGCUGCCAAGUGGAGCCAGAUCAGGGAGGAUCUGUGCUCACUGAAGGUCUCUCUGCGGCUGCGGGGGAAAGAUGGCAGCGUCUGGAACUACAGACCCCAAGCUGACAGCAGUGGGAAAGAGAUCUUUUCCCUGCUGCCCCAUAUGGCUGACAUGUCAACCUACAUGUUCAAGGGCAUCAUUAACUUUGCCAAAGUCAUCUCCCAUUUCAGGGACCUGCCCAUCGAAGACCAGAUCUCCCUGCUGAAGGGGGCCACCUUUGAGCUGUGCCAACUGAGAUUCAACACAGUGUUCAACGCAGAGACUGGAACCUGGGAGUGUGGCCGGCUGUCCUACUGUUUGGAGGACACUGCAGGUGGCUUCCAGCAGCUUCUCCUGGAGCCCGUGCUGAAAUUCCACUACAUGCUGAAGAAGCUGCAGCUGCAUGAGGAGGAGUAUGUGCUGAUGCAGGCCAUCUCUCUUUUCUCCCCAGACCGCCCUGGUGUGGUACAACGCAGCGUGGUGGACCAGCUGCAGGAGAGAUUCGCCAUCGCCCUGAAGGCCUACAUCGAGUGCAAUCGGCCCCAGCCUGCCCACCGGUUCCUGUUCCUGAAGAUCAUGGCCAUGCUCACUGAGCUCCGCAGCAUCAAUGCCCAGCACACCCAGCGUCUGCUUCGCAUCCAGGACAUACACCCCUUUGCUACCCCCCUCAUGCGGGAGUUGUUCAGCAUCACGGAUGGCUGAGCAGCUGCCCCUUGGACGAGCCUCCGUGGGGCAGCCAGAUUCCUCGGAGCUGCCAUUCCUGGGGCUAGAUAGAUGGAUACGGCUGAGAGCUGACAAUGCCUUACAGGUCCUGCCUCCCCGGGGAAUGCACAACCACCCCUCCGACAAUGCUGCCUGGCAUUCUUCAGGAAGGGGAUAAGGGUCUCCCCAGCAUGGAGAGUGAAGCCACAUAGACACUUUGAUGAAGAGUGCACUGGCCUAUAGGUUGGGCCCGUCCAGAGGCGAGAUCACCCUCCCCUUAGAAAUGGCCCUGUGGUCUGGGGAUUUAGUGUCAUGGUGGGAGAGGGGAAGAGGUGACUGGGGCUGGACCAUCUGGGAGUCUAUGCUCGCACCCAAGUUCAUUAGCUUCUUGGAUGUUUCCACUGCUAUCUCUAAGUAUCCCUAUCUUUCCCACCCCACUCAUUCCCAACCUGCAGCCUCUUGUCCUGAGCUGUUCAGUGAGUCCCAGGCCUGUGUUCAUCAGCAGGUGCAUUUGUGUCUGUGAGAGAAGCCUGAAGGCCUGUAGCAAACGGCAGAAGCUUGUCAUGACUUCUGUGUCUAUUCUUCCUUCUUUCUGGGCACCUCAUUCUGUGUCUCUGCAUCCAUUCAAACACAUUAGUAAGCACCAACAGUUUGCAGCUCGCUGUGGGGUAUACAAUGCUGACUCAGACAUGGUUCCCGACCUUCAAUACUUUCAAGUUCAAUCUAACAAAGCAGAAACACAAAUAGCUUUGAUCAAAAGCAGUGAUAAUUGACAUAAGAAACACAAGGAAUUUCUGUGAAUGCCAUGUGGGGUUCUGCAUGCACUUGAGGACCCAAGUGAGGGAUCUCUGGAACGUGUGUUCGUGGGACCGAACUGGCUGUGUGCAUAUGUGUGUGCCUUGGUGUAGGUCUGCUCCGCGUAUGGACUGGAGCUUGGCUUUUCUCCUGAGGCUGGAACACGGGGUGCUUUGUGUGACAAGGCUACACUGGCAGGCAGUUAAUAAACCGUCUAGAUACACAUGCACCGUAUGUUCCUGUUUACACGUCUAUUUUGAAAGCUACAGAGUAUGAAAGUGUUUGCGUUGUUUAUAGCCAUUUUGACUAAAAAUGUUUUUGCCCUUUGUGCAAAUUAUAUUUUGAGUAAUUUCACAAAAGGCAUUCUAUACCCAAGGACAGGCUUAGCAAAUAGGUUCCUGAGUUCAGUGUCAAAUAAAGGCAAGAGGACUUAAAUAACUUUUGGCUAGAGAUGUAAACCUUUUUUGCCUUCUUUUCUGGGGGAGAAAGAAAUGUGGGGGUGGGAAAAUAGAAGUAUUAUUAUAUAUUUCUUUACUACUUAUUUUACUAUUGCCCUUUACACAUCUAAAGGCUAUUGGUGUAAAAACAUAAAAAUGAUUUCACCUGGUUUGCUCACGAUUAUUCCAUGUAAAAACCAUAUAAAAAUGCUACAUCUCCCCAAUUGUGUAUGUGUUUGUGUACAUAUAUAUAAAAAAUUUAAACGUAGUAAUUGAA